UCUCCCCUUUCUUCGUAUACCCUUUUGAGUUCUAAACUCUAGAACUCUACAUCACCAACUUCUUGUACUAAUAUAAUUCAGCUGUGUUUAGUUUCUUCUCGAUCAAUUUAUUCUAGUAGUAUGGACGGGAAAAGAUUGGAAUACAAAGGCGAGGAGGCAUUGAAGGAGCUUGAGAAGUUAACAGGCAAGGCUGAUGAAGUUCAAGAGAGCAUUUUGAGGGAGAUCUUAGCCAGAAAUGGUGAGACCGAGUAUUUGAAAAAAUACAUGGCUGGAUCAAGCGAUGUCUUGGAGUUCAAGCGACGUGUUCCGGUUAUUACUUACAAUGGUGUUCGUCCCUAUAUCCAGAGAAUCGCCAAUGGCGAAGACUCUUCCCUCAUCAGCGGCCACCCCAUAACCGAGAUGCUUUGCAGUUCUGGCACUUCGGCCGGCGAGCCGAAGAUGAUGCCGUCGAUUGCCGAGGAUCUCGACCGCCGGACCUUUCUGUACAAUCUCAUCAUGCCCAUCAUGAACCAGUACAUCAGUGGACUGGACGAGGGCAAGGCCAUGUUCCUCUACUUUGUGAAAUCUGAAAUGUCAACUCCUUGUGGGUUGCCAGCUCGAACCGUUCUCACCAGCUACUACAAGAGCAAGCACUUCAAGUGCCGAUCACGCGACCCUUUCAACGACUUCACGAGCCCCGACCAGGCCAUCCUGUCCAGCGACAGCAAGCAGAGCAUGUACUGCCAACUGCUCGCGGGCCUCCUCCACCGUCGCCAAGUCCUCCGCCUCGGCGCCGUUUUCGCCUCCGCCUUCCUUCGAGCCAUCUCCUUCCUUGAAGACAACUGGCCAGACUUAUGCCAGGACAUCCGAACGGGACAACUAAACCCUAGCAUCACCGACGCCGAGUGCCGGUCAGCCAUGUCGGUCGUGCUUUCGGCGCCAGACCCGGAACUCGCUGGCGAGAUAGAGGCCAUCUGCGGGCAAUCAUCGUGGAAGGGGAUAGUUUGCCGGCUUUGGCCCAAGGCUAAGUACAUUGAAGCGGUGGUGACGGGCACGAUGGCACAGUACAUUCCGUCGCUGGAAUACUACACCAACGGGGAAUUGCCGUUAGUUUGUACGAUGUACGCUUCGUCUGAGUGUUACUUCGGCGUGAAUCUGAAACCUUUAUGUGAGCCUUCUGAGGUUGUGUUUACCCUCUUGCCGAACAUGGGUUACUUCGAGUUCAUACCUCUGGGAGAAAAUGGGACAUUGUUCAUGGAUCUGGAUGAAGAAGACGAAGUGCCCAAAGAUAAGCUUGUCGACUUGGUGGAGGUCCGGCUUGGCUGCUAUUAUGAGCUCGUGGUUACUACAUUUGCCGGACUAUAUAGAUAUCGGAUAGGAGAUGUUCUCCAAGUGACCGGAUUCCACCACCGAGCCCCACAGUUUCGGUUCAUCUGCCGGAGAAACGUGGUUCUCAGCAUCGACAACGACAAGACCAACGAGGAGGACUUGCACAAGAGCGUCACCAAGGCCAAGAAGCUGCUCGAGCCUUAUGGCGCCUUGCUCGUCGAGUACACCAGCUACGCCGACGCUUCGUCGGUGCCAGGACACUACGUCAUUUACUGGGAGAUCAGGAACUGCUCGCCGACGGCGGUGGCUCCGUCGCUGGAGGUGCUCCGGGAAUGCUGCGCCGCCAUGGAGGAGGAGCUGGAUUACGUGUACCGACGGUGCCGGGCCCACGACAAGUCGGUGGGACCGCUGGAGAUCCGGGUGGUGAAGCCAGGGACAUUCGAAGCGUUGAUGGAUUUGUUCAUCGAGCAGGGAGGAUCCAUUAACCAGUACAAGACGCCGAGGUGCAUCAAAUCGAAUAAUGCGGCUUUGAAGCUGCUUGAUUCCAGUGUGAAGGCUUGCUUCUUUAGCCCUAGAGAUCCAAUGUGGAAACCUUGAAAGAGUUAAUAAUUGUUUCUGGGUCGAUCAUUUUAAUCACUAGCUAGCUAGCUAGGGUUCAUCAAUACCCUUAUUGUUUCCUUUUGUUAAUUCACCAACUGUUUGGAAGAUUCAGUGGCUAAAAUAAUGUCGUGGGACUUUCGUUUUUCAA
Molecule: messenger RNA, 2056 nt
Organism: Diospyros lotus (date-plum)
Lineage: Eukaryota; Viridiplantae; Streptophyta; Magnoliopsida; Ericales; Ebenaceae
Product: putative indole-3-acetic acid-amido synthetase GH3.9
Exons: 4
Coding region: 121-1905 (594 amino acids)
Cellular component (GO): cytoplasm
Molecular function (GO): acid-amino acid ligase activity
Source: RefSeq, a predicted model, not a curated record